UAGACGGCGGGAGGUCAGGAUGGUGCUGCAGGACGAUCAGGGGGAAGGACUAGUAAAGCUGCAGUCUGUCAAUAUGGACUUAUUUUGAAGUCCGAGACGGGACAUCUGAGACAGCUUUAGCCGCGUCACAGAGCAUCGAAACUGACAUGACUUCAGGAAUCUUACCGACAGUAUAAUAAUAAAAUUUAGAAAUUGAAGAUGUUUGAGAAUUUUAGAGAGAGGUUGCAGAACGUGCAGCAAGACUUCACCACAGGGAUCAAGACUUUGAGUGACAAGUCGAAGGAGGCAAAAAUCAAGAAGAAACAGAGGACUGUGGAUCAGCUGCCUCUCUUCUCCGCUGGAACCGAGCUUUUAAACCGAUAUGAAGAUACCUGGGUGACUCUUCACAAACGAGCCAAGGAUUGUGCUAAAGCUGCAGAGGCUGUGGAUGGAGAAGUGGUUAUGCUGUCUGCCCACUGGGAGAAGAGGAGAGCCGCGCUCCUGGAGCUCCAGGAACAGCUUCAGCAAAUUCCGGCUUUCCUGGCGGAGCUGGAGUCUGCCACUUCGCGGAUUGCUCAGCUGGAAGCAGACUUUGAGGAGAUGGAGGGUCAUCUGUUGCACCUGGAGAGCCUCUGUGGCCAGAGCGAGCUGCAGCGGUUCAAGCACUACCACGUCCUGCAACUGGAAACCUUCAAGAAGCAGAAAAGGAGAGAACUGGAAACUCUCAAAGCGGAGCUGGAUUCGGAGCAUGCCCAGAAGGUGUUGGAGAUGGAACAUGCCCAGCAGAUGAAGCUGAAGGAGAGACAGAAGUUCUUCGAGGAGGCGUUUCAGCAGGACAUGGAACAGUACUUGUCCACUGGCUACCUGCAGAUCGCAGAGAGGAGAGAGCCUAUAGGAAGCAUGUCUUCAAUGGAGGUAAACGUGGACAUGCUGGAGCAGAUGGACUUGAUGGACAUGUCCGACCAAGAGGCAUUGGACGUCUUCUUAAACUCAGGAGGAGAGGACAACAGCGUGGCUUCGCCGAUGCUGGGGCCGGAGAUGGAGACGUACUCCAGCGAGAUCACCCUGCAGGUGCCCAGCCAGGCCGAGCUGCGGCACAAGCUCUCCUCGCUCUCCUCGACCUGCACAGACUCCGCCAGCCAGGAGGCCAGCGAGGAGGGGGGGGACUCCCCCGUCGUGCAGUCGGACGAGGAGGAGGUGCAGGCGGACAACACGCUGGCUAGGCUGCGGGACAGCGAGCUCGUCAAGGAGAACUCUGACGACAGCGACUCACAGGCCGCAUAAACACAGGCCGUAAAAAAACAAACAAACACCCUGGCCCUGAUUUCUAGAAACCUUGAGUGUGCUUCACUGAGAAGUACCAAAAACCUAACUGUCUUCAGUAUUGUGCCGAAUCAUCCUCAGAACGAAAUCUAAAAGCUCCUCUCCAAUAAUAAAAACUGUUUUGUUGCGAACUUUUCCUUUCCGCAUUUGCAGCCUUCAUUCCUAGUUUUCCCUUUGUCGCAUUGUUGAAGCAGGAGAUCCUUCCUGGGCUUAAUACCGUCAGCGCAGCAGUCACCUGGAGGAGAGAGUCAGAGGUGAUCAGGGAAAAAGCAUCAGCCUGUACCAUCUUAUUUCUAGCCAGCUGGACAGCAAGCGGAAGGAGGAAAACCACCUGAAACCACCAAUGACCCGAACGAUUCUCUUGACUGCUACUUAAAAGCCUGCACAAAACCUUGUUUUUCAGCAUACCCUUGCACUAAAGGAUUAUUUCCUUUAAUAUUGUCAUUUUUAUGAAUAUUUGAAGAUUUUGUCUUGUCGGUACACUGUAUGAGCACUGAAAUAGGACAUGUAGAGGUUAAUUCGUCGAUGAAGAGUAAAUGCACAAAGUUUAAGCUGCGGAGCCUUCCCCAGGUGUGACCUAACCUCCAUCGUGUGUAGCCUGCACACUAAUGCAAGUCCUCAUUCAGAGCUCAUCUGCCUUUGUAGUGGCCAUGUACAAUUCUCUCAUUACUGCAAUGUCUAUAAUCCAUUGGAUCCUUAGCCAGUGGCACACAGUUCCUUUGUUGCGUCUCCAAAUCUGCAGUAACAGUAAGCUGUAAAAGGCAGAGUGGUCUUCUAAAAGUGCUUCACUUUCCCAUGAAGUAGGUUUGUCUCUAGAAGGGUGAUUUCCAGCCUUGAUGCUACCCAUGUACCUACAGUACAUAUUUUGGAUCAACAGCUUGUGGAAAAACCUGGCACUGGAAGGAUCCUAUGAAUUGUUGAAACUUACCUGCCAAAACGCAAGUAAUGCACAUCUUUCCCUUGGAACAUCUUGGAAAUUUGUUGUUUUUUUUAAAAAACUUUGUUCUGCAGUUCCUGUACCGCAAUCCUUAGGCGGGUCCACAUAAAAUAUAUCACAGUUGCAGUAUUUCACUUUGGAGAUGUUGUUUGCACAGUUGGUGUCUGUUGUAGCCAAUGAACCAUGAACUGAGUUUUUCUGUUGUUAUGGGAAGGCAGCUGUCUGUGAGUAAUAUUACAUAUUAAAAAGAACAGUUAUACCAAAUGUAAAUUAAUUGUGUUUUGGUCACAGAAUCCAAGCUUGAGUUGGAACUGGUUGCCUUGGUCUUACAGUUCAGCCUGCUUUAUCAGUGUGGGUGGUUGUCUCAUUACUGUUGUCAGGACUUUUCCCAACGAGACCCUGUGUGUGAUUAUUUUUAUUAUAUUUGCCAGAUUUGUGUUCCGAUAACUGCUUAUUUUAUCAACAGAAAACACUUGAAAAAUAUACAGGGCCCAGCGUCACAAUUAUUCAACAAAGGUGCCUUAUAAUUAAGAGAUUAGUUUAAAAAAAAGUCUGUUCUGUUGAAGCUCUAAAAUGAAAUUCUGAUUUCAUGUACCCAAGGUUAUGUAUUUCCUAUAUGUUUUUGCUUUUAUCUCAGCCAGAUGGUUGCGAAUUUUUAACAUUUUACCAAAACACUAUACCAGAGUAAAUGUACUGGAGUAGUUUAUUGACUAAGAAUAUUAAUUUGCUGGUAAAAAUGUUUCUACACUUUA
This is a messenger RNA of Lepisosteus oculatus (spotted gar), 2991 nucleotides long. RefSeq names its product dystrobrevin binding protein 1a (gene dtnbp1a). Gene Ontology annotation, biological process: neuron projection development; platelet dense granule organization; anterograde synaptic vesicle transport. Gene Ontology annotation, cellular component: BLOC-1 complex; neuron projection; synaptic vesicle membrane. The record is from RefSeq and is a predicted model, not a curated record. Lineage: Eukaryota; Metazoa; Chordata; Actinopteri; Semionotiformes; Lepisosteidae.